Lactuca saligna is the source of this 300-nucleotide messenger RNA. The record is from the annotation of a GenBank genome assembly. Lineage: Eukaryota; Viridiplantae; Streptophyta; Magnoliopsida; Asterales; Asteraceae.
AUGGAUGAAUUUCAACAAGGAGAUCCCUACUAUCAGGCCUUGGUGGCCGACGGUUGGAUAGAAGAAGUAGGAGUGGAAGAAUAUCACAAAACGGACUAUGAGGCAGGAGAAUCCGAUAAGGAGGAAGAUGAGGAAGAAGGUAUUAGAGAAAUCCUUAUUGGACCCCAUAAUUCGGAAGCAAUACUAGCUCAGCAUGUAAUUCAGGAAUACACCACCGACCGACUACGCCUCUUGGAGGAGGAGGUAGCCACUCUUAGGCAGCAACUCUUUGUGGCUGAAGCUAGAGCCGUACAAGUAUAA